Messenger RNA from Phytophthora sojae, 465 nucleotides. RefSeq lists its product as hypothetical. The transcript has a single exon. The record is from RefSeq and is a predicted model, not a curated record. NCBI's taxonomy places the organism in Eukaryota, Oomycota, Peronosporomycetes, Peronosporales, Peronosporaceae. Bases 1 to 465 code for a protein of 154 amino acids.
AUGAGAAGAGCAGGCAUGCUCUUUGAGGUGGUUCGUGAACGUAGCAGCAUCGCAUUUCUACUUAACGUCACUGCUAAUGGUGACUCCACCGGACCUGAAGUAGUGCGUGUGCUCUCCCGGCGCGUUGCCCGCGUCUACGACCCCGAGACCAAGCGCUCUCGCGAAGCAUUGCCCGUCACAUCACAGCUGGGCGAGCAGACCGCCCGAACGGAGAUUGAGGGGAUGCCGGAGCUUGGCUGGGCUGUUGACACCCAGGCGUGGACGUGUCCUUGCAACUACUGGGCGAAGUUUGGAACGUGUAUCCAUACCCUGCUCGCAAAGCACGUGCGUGGAGUUCAUGCAUUGAAGAUCGCGAACGGCUCGUACACCGCGGGCCCAACAGGCGACAAACGGCGGAUAGACACGGACUUCCUGGGCGCCCGUUCACUAACACGCCAGCACUGCAGAUCGAAUAGCUCAGGUUAG